AUGACAUUCGAAAACUUUCUGAGAGGCCCCACCGAGCCUCGCACGGUGCCCCAGGAGCCUCCUGUUGAGCAAUACAGAGCUGCGUCCAGCUACCUGGAUCUAUUCUCGCAGAAGGGCAAACUGGUGGUGGUGACUGGAGCUGCAGGAGCCAUCGGCGGAGCCAUCUGCGAAGGAUUUGCGUCUGCUGGAGCAGACUUGUGCCUGGUGGACUACAGAUACGACCAGGCCCUGGCAGAGAAUCUCAGUGCCAAGUACGGAAUCCAAGCAAAAGCGUACCAAGUAGACAUCACCAAGGCCCAAGACGUGCAGACGUGCGUGCGUGCCAUCCAGCAAGACUUUGAAGGCCGGGACAUCGACACUUUCAUAGCCAAUGCAGGGGUAGCGUGGACCCACGGCGGUAUCCUGAACGAAACAGCCACGCCCGAGGCGUGGCAACGAGUCAUGGACGUCAACGUCCAGGGGACGUUCCACUGCUCCAAAUACAUCGCGGAGGUUUUCAAGUUACAGGGACACGGGUGUUUGAUCCUCACAGCGUCGAUGUCGUCGCACAUUGCCAAUGUGCCCAAUUACCAAACCUGCUACAACGCUUCCAAAGCUGCCGUUAGACACAUGGCCCGCGGGUUUGCCGUGGAGUUUGCGCAUUUGACGGAGCCCGCGGGCCGCAUUCGCUGUAACUCUGUUUCCCCAGGCUACACUGACACGAUUUUGAGUUCUUUUGUGCCCACGGAGCAGAGAGCCCAAUGGUGGGGGUUAACCCCCCAAGGUCGUGAGGCCCUGCCUCAGGAGCUGGUGGGUGCGUAUUUGUACCUGGCGUCCGAUGCUGCGUCGUUUACCAAUGGAUGCGACAUAUCGGUGGAUGGUGGUUACACAUGUGUGUAG
Molecule: messenger RNA, 879 nt
Organism: Lachancea dasiensis
Lineage: Eukaryota; Fungi; Ascomycota; Saccharomycetes; Saccharomycetales; Saccharomycetaceae
Source: the annotation of a GenBank genome assembly